GGGGGAAGGCCUACAGAGGAAAGACUACCGCGCAGGGCUUGCGGAGACAAAGGGUGGUGCCAGCACUUAAGCCCUGAGGCCCUACUGGCCCCUGGGCAGGGUCCCAACUCUGGCCUCCAAGGAUGGACCUCGUGGACUCCGACAUCUCUAAUAGGGACCCCCGAGACCUCUAUGAUCUGCUGCAGCGGCUAGGUGGUGGCACCUAUGGGGAAGUUUUCAAGGCCCGGGACAAGGUAUCUAGAGACUUGGUGGCAUUGAAGAUGGUGAAGAUGGAGCCUGAUGAUGACGUCUCCACCCUUCAGAAAGAAAUCCUCAUGUUGAAAACUUGCCGGCAUGCCAACAUCGUGGCUUACCAUGGCAGUUACCUCUGCCACUGUAGGUUGCAGAAGCUCUGGAUCUGCAUGGAAUUCUGUGGGGCUGGUUCACUCCAGGACAUCUACCAAGUGACAGGCCCCCUCUCAGAGCUCCAGAUCAGCUACACAUGCCGGGAAGUACUCCAGGGACUGGCCUAUUUGCACUCACAGAAGAAAAUACACCGAGACAUUAAGGGAGCCAACAUCCUCAUCACUGAUGCUGGAGAGGUUAGGCUGGCUGACUUUGGGAUCUCAGCCCAGAUUGGGGCAACGCUGGCCAAACGCCUCUCUUUCAUUGGGACACCAUACUGGAUGGCUCCAGAGGUGGCAGCUGUGGCCCUGAAGGGCGGAUACAAUGAGUUGUGUGACAUCUGGUCCCUUGGCAUCACAGCCAUCGAAUUGGCUGAGCUCCAACCACCACUCUUUGAUGUGCACCCUUUAAGAGUUCUCUUCCUCAUGACCAAGAGUGGCUACCACCCUCCACGACUAAAGGAAAAGGGUAAAUGGUCGGCUACCUUCCACAACUUUGUCAAAGUUACCCUCACUAAGAACCCCAAGAAACGACCUAGUGCCACCAAGAUGCUCAGUCAUCAGCUGAUGUCACAGCCUGGGUUGAGCAGAGGCCUGAUACUAGAUCUUCUGGACAAACUGAGGAAUCCUGGGAAGGGGCUGCCUGUAGGUGACAUUGAAGAGGAGGAGCCUGAGCUACCUCAUACCAUCUCUCGGAGGAUCAGAUCUACCCACCAGCCCAGCUCUCUGGGGAUCCCAGAUGCAGACUGCUACCGGUGGCACAUGGAGUUCCAGAAGCUCAGAGGAGUGGAGUCUAGACCCCCUGCUGACAACGUUCACUUAAAGCCCCCUGGAGACUUCGGGAGCAUGAGUCCCAGGAGUCACCUGUCAGAGUCUGAUGACGACUAUGAUGAUGUGGACAUCCCUGCCCUUGCAGAGGAUAUACCUCCUCCACUGCCCCCUAAGCCCAAGUUCUGCUCUCCAUCUGGUGACAGUCCCCAGAAGAUGGGUAACGAUGGGCAGUUGAGCCCAGGGGUGUUGGUCCGCUGCUCCAGUGGACCUCCCCCACGAACUCCAUGUCCAAGGCCUCCUCCAGCCACUCAAAGUCCCCAUCUCACUGCCCAUUCAGAUCCCUCACUAUGGAAUCCAGCUUCUCAGGAGCCUGGCCAGCCUCCCCUACUGCCACCUAAGAAAGAAAAGAUUAAACGAAAGGGAUGUACCCUUCUCGUGAGGCUCUUCAAUGGCUGUCCCCUCCGGAUCCACAGCUCAGCUGCCUGGACACACCCCUCCACCAAGGACCAGCACCUGAUUCUGGGGGCUGAAGAAGGCAUUUUCAUCCUGAACCGGAAUGAUGAGGAAGCUACACUGGAGAUGCUCUUUCCUAGCCGGACUACCUGGGUAUACUCCAUCAAUGACGUCCUCAUGUCUCUCUCAGGAAAAACUCCUCAUCUGUAUUCUCAUAACAUCCUGGGCUUGCUGGAGAGAAAAGAGACUAGAUCUGGAAGCCCCAUGGCUCACAUUAGUCCCCAUUGGCUAUUGGCAAGGAAGAACAUGGUCUCCACCAAAAUCCAGGACACCAAAGGUUGCCGGGCCUGCUGUGUGGCAGAGGAUGCUUGCUCUGGGGGUCCGUUUCUUUGCGGGGCAUUGGAAACAUCAGUGGUUCUGCUUCAGUGGUACCACCUCAUGAAGAAGUUCCUGCUAGUCCGGCAGGUGCUGUUCCCGCUCCCUUCGCCACUGCCGGUGUUCGCGCUGCUGACGACGCCGGGCUCGGAGCUGCCGGCCGUGUGCAUCGGCCUGAGCCCCGGGCCUGCUGCGGGGUCCGUGCUCUUCCACACCGUGCGCUUCGGCGCGCUGUCCUGUUGGCUGGGGGAAGCCAGCACGGAGCACAAGGGGCCAGUGCAGGUGACCCAAGUAAAGGAAGACAUGGUGAUGGUUUUGAUGGACGGCUCUCUGAAACUAGUGACCCCAGAGGGGGCCCCAGUCCAGGGGCUUUGCACCCCUGAGAUUCCUAUGACUGAAGAGGUGGAGGCAGUGGCUAUGGUUGGGGGUCGACUUCAGGCCUUCUGGAAGCAUGGAGUGCAGGUGUGGACUGCAGGCUCGGACCAGCUGCUGCAGGAACUGAGAGACCCAACUCUCACCUUCCGUCUGCUUGGAUCCCCCAGGCCUGUAGUGGUGGAGACUCGGCCCGCAGAUGACCCAACUGCCCCCAGCAACCUCUAUAUCCAGGAAUGAGCCCCUGGGAGGCAUUGGGAACCUGACCCUAUGCCCUCACCCCACGGACACAUGAGCAGUAACAUCUGUCCUUUUCUCCCA
Messenger RNA from Jaculus jaculus (lesser Egyptian jerboa), 2675 nucleotides. RefSeq names its product mitogen-activated protein kinase kinase kinase kinase 1 (gene Map4k1). Gene Ontology annotation, molecular function: MAP kinase kinase kinase kinase activity; ATP binding. The record is from RefSeq and is a predicted model, not a curated record. Gene Ontology annotation, biological process: protein phosphorylation. The coding region runs from base 123 to 2594 and encodes 823 amino acids. The transcript has 31 exons. Lineage: Eukaryota; Metazoa; Chordata; Mammalia; Rodentia; Dipodidae.